GUAAGGCGAGGAAAUGGCAUUCACAUUUGCUGCGUUUUGUUACAUUUUGGCUCUAAUUUUAACGGCGUUUUUGAUAUUUUUUGCUAUUUAUCACGUAAGUACAUUGAGAUUGGUGCUGCCAGAGUAUGGGAUCCAUGCCCUUUUUACAAUCUUAUUUGUAUUUGCCUGGCAGUGGGGCACUGUACUGCUGAAUGUUCCCCUAAUUGCUUACCAUGUCAACAGGUAUCUUCAUAGGCCCGUAAUGAGUGGCCCUGGCUUGUAUGACCCCACUAGCAUAAUGAAUGCUGAUGAACUAAGCAGAGCUCAGAAAGAAGGAUGGGUCAAGCUAGCAUUCUAUCUUCUCUCUUUUUUCUAUUACUUGUACAGUAUGAUAUAUGUGCUUGUGACAUCCUAAAAGCGGUUCAUGUCUUUUGGUUUCAUCCGGGGGAAAAUUCAAUUAUAAGACAACGACAUGCAAGCCGUGACAGGUACUAGACGACAAAAUGGAAUGUACACAUUGGUUUUCAAAAGAACGAGAUGUUGAACAAAGCUGCUCACGUAUCUGCAGAAAUAUCCCAUUUCAGAGACAAAUGUGUGGCUUAUUCACUAGGAAUGUGAUCUCUCAUCCUUAUUACUAAUAGAUCAAAUGAAAAUAAACAUGUUUGGAAGACAAUGUCAUCUAUUUCCCUUGCACCUGCAGUUGAUAUUCCUUGUGUGCUGCUCAAAGUAAUUGUGAUGGCUGUCCCUGGUAAAGCCUCAUUUAUGUAAAUGCCAGUCUUUUUAGCUUUUAUACUAUAAGACAUUUGAUAUGUAAAAUUGGUAAAGUUGAUCAUAGUAGUUGUUUCUUAACAUUCUUUGUUAAAGACAUUAAUUUUGUGAGUUAUUUCUGUAACACUUUUGAGACAUUUUUGGAAAGAUAAUGUAGUUGGUUAUUCUUUUAGCAAAGUGACUAGGAAAAAAAAAUAGAAAAAUUUAUAUUAGUCUUUUGCUUGAUUAAUAGUUCUUUUUUUCUUGUCUUCAGGCACAAUUUUUGUACUUGUACAUGUUAUCAUUGUUUAUAACAUUUGUAAGCAAAAACAUUGCAUAUUUGAAUUUCUGGUUUAUAAGUAGGGCAUUUGCUGUCUGUCAGUAUAAUGAAAAUAGUUUGCAGCCAUUCACUGUGUGAGUGGAUAUGUGUCCAUUUUAUCAUAUUUGGAGAUUGACAACCAGUUUAUUUGCUAAAUCUAUAAACAUCAUUGUGAUCCGUUGCUUAGUUUAGUAAGUCAUCUGUGGCAAAUGAUUUUUUUUGUCUGUGUGUGUAUGCAGAAUUUUUCCAGCUGAGUUCUCAAUGGACAAUUCAUUUAAGCUAGGCAAAUAAGAUAUUGUCCUAGUUUUCAAUUAGUGUUAGAAGGUUGCCAAGUCACUGAAAAAAGUUACAGACCUCUAAUUUUAUAAUAUUGAUUUUUUGUAUCAAAUCCUAUGACAAAUUUGCUUCCGCAGGACAAUCGAAUUAUCUUCUUUUGACAGUUUACAAUAAAUGCUUUUUUUUUGGGGGGGGGGGAGGGGGCUAUUCAUUGCUUUGAUUCUGGUAAUGCAGAAAAUUGUCAAAUAAAACUUUGUACUUAACUGAUAUAGAUAUAUUUAUUGUUUGAAGUUUUCUAAUUAGCAGGUUUUUUUAUGCCAACAUAAUCAAUUUAGGUUACUCAUCAUAAAAUGAACUAUUUGAAGAAGUUUUGUCCCGUAUUCAAGAAGGUUUUAAAGCUAUUAAUAAGAUUGAAAAAAAUUCA
Lingula anatina is the source of this 1745-nucleotide messenger RNA. RefSeq names its product protein cornichon homolog 1-like. The record is from RefSeq and is a predicted model, not a curated record. Gene Ontology annotation, biological process: vesicle-mediated transport. NCBI's taxonomy places the organism in Eukaryota, Metazoa, Brachiopoda, Lingulata, Lingulida, Lingulidae.